GGCAGUGGGUGGCAAAUGUUCUUUGUCUCAAGCCAGCCCUUCUUUAAGCGAGCAAGCGACACCUCUUUCGUCCUCCUCCUCCUCCUCCUCCUCCCCACUCUCCUUUCCUUCGCUCUCAUCCCAAUGCUCCUCAGCUUUUCUCCCGAUUCUCUCAUUUUCUCUUUUGGCGAUUGAUUCCUUCUUCGCAUAUCCUUGUCAAAAUUCCAACUUUCUCGUUUUCGUUGAUUUCUUCUGCUUGGGCGCUUGGGAUUUUGGUGGUCUAGGAGAAGAAGAUGACGGAUUUCAAGCCGGAGGAGAUCAGCCAUCCGCCCAUGGAUCAGCUCCAGGGCUUCGAGUACUGCAUCGAUUCCAACCCAUCUUGGGGAGAAGCGAUUGCUUUGGGCUUUCAGCAUUACAUACUGGCGUUGGGAACGGCGGUGAUGAUCCCCACCCUGUUGGUUCCUUGGAUGGGUGGAAGUGAUGGUGAUAAGGUCAGGGUGGUUCAGACAUUGCUAUUUGUGACUGGCAUAAACACAUUGCUGCAAACUCUAUUCGGCACGCGCCUUCCAACUGUUAUUGGUGGUUCUUAUGCAUUUGUGGUUCCGAUCAUCUCCAUAAUUCACGACUCGUCCCUGACGCGGAUACCUAAUGAUCAUGAGAGGUUUGUUCAGACCAUGAGGGCCACACAAGGGGCCUUGAUAAUUUCUUCUAGCAUUCAGAUCAUUCUGGGUUACAGCCAGCUGUGGGGUAUUUUCUCCAGGUUUUUUAGCCCGUUGGGAAUGGUUCCGGUGGUGGCGCUGGUCGGCUUUGGGCUUUUUGAUAGAGGUUUCCCUGUGGUUGGAAGAUGCGUGGAGAUUGGCGUUCCCAUGCUGAUCUUAUUCAUUGCAUUCUCCCAGUAUCUGAAGCAUCUACAUGCAAGGCGUGUGCCUAUACUGGAAAGAUAUGCGCUCCUCAUCUCCAUCACCAUCAUAUGGGCCUAUGCUCACAUCCUCACAGUGAGUGGUGCAUACAGGCAUCACCCCUUGGUCACCCAGAUCAGUUGCCGUACCGACCGUGCCAACCUCAUCUCCUCCGCUCCUUGGAUAAAGAUCCCAUAUCCAUUGCAAUGGGGUCCUCCAAGCUUUGAUGCUGGUCAUUGUUUUGGGAUGAUGGCUGCCGUCUUUGUAUCCUUGAUCGAGUCAACUGGGGCCUACAAAGCUGCAGCUCGGCUAGCAAGUGCAACGCCACCUCCUGUUCAUGUCCUAAGCCGAGGCAUUGGAUGGCAGGGUGUAGGUAUCCUACUAGAUGGGCUUUUUGGCACCGGGACUGGCUCUACGGUUUCUGUGGAGAACGUCGGGCUUCUUGGGUCAACAAGAGUUGGAAGCCGCAGAGUCAUUCAGAUAUCAGCUGGUUUCAUGAUAUUCUUCUCCAUAUUGGGGAAAUUUGGAGCACUGUUUGCCUCCAUACCAUUCACAAUCUUUGCUGCUGUAUACUGCGUUCUAUUUGGUCUUGUUGCGGCGGUAGGGCUAUCCUUAUUGCAGUUCACUAACAUGAACUCCAUGCGAAACCUCUUCAUCACCGGCGUCUCUAUCUUCCUUGGCCUAUCCAUCCCCGAGUACUUCUUCCGCUACACCGCAAGCGCUCAGCAUGGUCCUGCUCACACAAGGGCCGGAUGGUUUAAUGACUAUAUCAAUACAAUCUUCUCGUCUCCACCGACUGUUGCAUUGAUCGUGGCUGUGUUCCUCGACAACACACUUGACUUCAAGGAUACAGAUAAAGAUAGAGGGAUGCCAUGGUGGGUCAGGUUCCGAAGUUUCAAAGGAGAUAGCAGGAAUGAGGAGUUCUACACUCUCCCUUUCAACCUUAACCGUUUCUUUCCUCCAUCUUAAACCAUAUAGCUCUUGCAGCUUAGAGAAAGAAAGGGAAAGGGGGUGAGACUCAGAUUCUCGAGCAGAGGGUGGUGCAUACAAUGUAGGUUCCAGCUAAAUUUUGCGUGGGUUUCUAGCCAUUGCAUGCAUAUUUUUAAUUUGUUGGGCAAUAAAACUGGUUGUUUCUUCUAACUUGCAAGUGUGUUUGCUCUAUGAAUAAAACUGGAUGUGUGAAUCAA
Phoenix dactylifera (date palm) is the source of this 2065-nucleotide messenger RNA. Its product is annotated as nucleobase-ascorbate transporter 2-like. Gene Ontology annotation, molecular function: transmembrane transporter activity. Gene Ontology annotation, biological process: transmembrane transport. The record is from RefSeq and is a predicted model, not a curated record. Lineage: Eukaryota; Viridiplantae; Streptophyta; Magnoliopsida; Arecales; Arecaceae. Gene Ontology annotation, cellular component: membrane.